AACAACAAGCGAGGCUUUGAAACGCACUCGUCUGCAGUUGCAUUUCUACACGUGUGUUUGUGUGUGUGUCUCUGUGUCUGGGCAACAGAUUAUGCAUCUGAUCUGACGUACUGCCGUGUGCAUUAUUAUUUCGAUUUCGAAGCAGGCACAAAGUCAGCUGCAAUAACAAAAUUUGUUUCAACUGCAACGAUGACUGUUGCCGCGGUGCUCUUCUCGAUUACCAUUCCCACAAAGGCGGAAGAGGAGCGUCUCAGAGAUGCCCACUCCCAAGGACCGAAAAGGGAUGCACAUACAGCUACCGCAGGGGCCACAUCCUCCGUCUCGACCGUGGAGACCUUGUCCACCAUUCCCAUCAGCGACUCGCGGAAUGAGACGCCGAGACAAAUGGACAGCUUUUACAAGAGACGCAGCGACGUCUUGCCCACCAUUCAAAUCGAGACGGUAAAUGCGGGGUCCGCCGAUCAGCUGCUGGACAUGCCACUGGACACCGCCCAGGAGCACGUGCUGCAGCAGAUUCUUCGCAAAUUUCACAUCAGCCAUGCCGUGUGGCUGAGCAGCAUCGAGGGCACCCGAUAUCACGUCAGCUUUUCGAUGGAUUUCGAUGAGCAGUUUGAGAAUCUUUACGAGGCGCUACAGGAGUGGGGCAUAGGCGAUCGUGAGGGCUCCACGGUGUCUGUGGUCAGCUGUCUGGCCAACAGAUCUUAUGUGCAGCGCGAGCAGCUCGAGGAGGCGGACUCCACCACGAGCAGCGGCGAAAACAUAAAUGCCCAGAAGACUGGUGCCUGGAAUCGUUUUAUGAACUCUGUGCGGUCUCGCCUGAAUGUGGCCCAGAUACUGCGAGACGUUCGUCAGGAUGCGGCGAUAACCUUCGACUUUUGCGUACUUCUCGUUUCGGCAGCAAUUCUGGCCAGCUUCGGCUUGGUGGAGAACAGCACCAUCUUUCUGGCUUCCAGCAUGCUGAUUUCGCCGCUUAUGGGUCCCAUUAUUGCCGCUAUCUUUGGCACGGUAAUCGAGGAUCGUUCGCUGCGUCGCCUGGGCAUGCUGAACGAACUGAUUGGCAUAUUGAUAGCCACACUUGUGGGCUUCCUCUUUGGCCUGGUCGUCUGCACCACGGACAAGAAGUACGGCAUUGGGGAAGGUCUCACCGAGGAGAUGCUGUCGCGCUGUGACCUGCACUCGCUGAUCGUCGGCGUCUUCACAGCGAUUCCAUCUGGAGCAGCGGCAGCCAUUGCCAUACUCGGCGGGAAUAUUGGCUCCCUGGUGGGCGUGGCCAUAUCUGCCUCGCUGCUGCCACCUGCCGUGAACUCUGGUCUACUGUGGGCCCUGGCCUGCAUUUACAAGUUCUUUGAGAACGACGACUCGCUCUAUGUGGACGUGAUAAAGUCAAGGAAGUACUCGGAGAACCAAGCGAAGGAGCUGGCUGUGCUGGGCAGCAUCAGCAUGUGCCUGACCCUCUCCAACGUUCUGUGCGUUUACUCGGUGGGUAUUUUGGUGCUGAAGGUAAAGGAGAUAGCGCCGGUCAUAGGACGCAAGAACAGGCAAUUCUGGAAGCACGACAUCAAGCUGGCGCGUCAGUGCAAGGUGGAAACGGAUGCUGAAAUAAUAGACGAGCUGCUGGCCAACCUGGCCACGGAGGACAAGCAAGCGAUGGGCCUCAACAGGGACAUCCUGCGUCACCUCGAUGAAACACGUUACCAGCACACAUGGUCGCCGCUCAGCAAUCGUCACAGCUCUAUUCAUCCCCCUGGCUUCUCCACCAUCCAUCGGCUGGAGCAGCUAUACACGAAUCGAAUGGGGAAUCCUCCCGCAGAGCGUCGCCAGCGCCACAGCGUCACAAGCCGGCCAUCGCAGAGAAGCAACGAAAACAGCCACCAUCUGAGCCCACCACAGCCCCGUCCUCGCUUUGCCAGUAUGCCCUCGAGCGUGAGGAAGAACGAGCUGCCAGAAGAGACCAUCAUCCAGGUGGCCAGCUCCAAGCGCUUUACAGUCACGCCUGCCCGAGAGGAGCGCUGAGAAUUUAUAGUUUUUUUUUUGUGUUAAAUGUCUACGUGUAAUGAUGAAUCUUUGUGCAACAAUUUCCAAUAACAAUUAAAAGUCCA
Messenger RNA from Drosophila subobscura, 2099 nucleotides. RefSeq lists its product as uncharacterized. Bases 190 to 2013 code for a protein of 607 amino acids. The transcript has 4 exons. Lineage: Eukaryota; Metazoa; Arthropoda; Insecta; Diptera; Drosophilidae. The record is from RefSeq and is a predicted model, not a curated record.